Messenger RNA from Alligator sinensis (Chinese alligator), 948 nucleotides. RefSeq names its product blue-sensitive opsin-like. Lineage: Eukaryota; Metazoa; Chordata; Crocodylia; Alligatoridae. The transcript has 5 exons. The record is from RefSeq and is a predicted model, not a curated record. The coding region runs from base 1 to 948 and encodes 315 amino acids. Gene Ontology annotation, biological process: G protein-coupled receptor signaling pathway. Gene Ontology annotation, molecular function: G protein-coupled receptor activity. Gene Ontology annotation, cellular component: membrane; photoreceptor outer segment.
AUGGCUCCGAGUGAAGUGAGCUGGGCAGAGCUGCCUGAUGACUUCUAUCUGCCACCGGCAGUGGCUGGCCCCAACAUCACGGCCCGCAGCCCCUUCCUGGUGCCACAGACGCACCUGGCUGGGCCAGGGCUCUUCCUGGCCAUGGCAACCUUCAUGGGGCUGCUUGUGAUGUUGGGUGUCCCACUCAACACCCUCACCAUACUCUGUGGUGCCCGCUACCGCAAGCUGCGCUCGCCCCUCAACUACAUCCUGGUCAACCUGGCUGGCGCCAACCUGCUGGUGGCUGGCGUGGGCUCCACCACGGCUACCUACAGCUUCGCCCACAUGUACUUCUCCCUGGGCCCUGCUGCCUGCAAAGCUGAGGGCUUCACCGCCACCCUUGGGGCCACUCCCCUGCUCUUUGGCUGGAGCAGGUUUAUCCCAGAGGGGCUGCAGUGCUCAUGUGGACCCGACUGGUACACAACCAACAACAAGUGGAACAACGAGUCCUACGUGCUCUUCCUCUUCUGCUUCUGCUUCGGUCUCCCCCUUGCCACCAUCAUCUUCUCCUAUGGCCGCCUGCUGCUCACCCUGCGUGCUGUGGCACGGCAGCAGGAGCAAUCAGAGACGACACAGCGAGCUGAAAGAGAAGUCACACGCAUGGUGGUCACCAUGGUGCUGGGCUUCCUGGCCUGCUGGCUGCCCUAUGCCAGCUUUGCCCUCUGGGUCAUCACCCACCGAGGCCAGCCCUUCUCCCUGGCCCUGGCCUCACUGCCAGCUGUCUUCUCCAAGGCCUCCACUGUCUACAACCCCAUCAUAUACGUCUUUAUGAAUAAGCAGUUCCGGGCCUGCAUGCUCAAGCUGAUCUUCUGUGGGAAGAGCCCAUUUGGGGAGGAGGACGAGACGUCCACUGCCUCCCAGUCCACCCAGAUGUCCUCGACCUCCAGCAGCCAGGUGGCACCCGCCUAG